This is a messenger RNA of Toxoplasma gondii ME49, 7458 nucleotides long. RefSeq lists its product as hypothetical. Gene Ontology annotation, molecular function: mannose-ethanolamine phosphotransferase activity. NCBI's taxonomy places the organism in Eukaryota, Apicomplexa, Conoidasida, Eucoccidiorida, Sarcocystidae. The record is from RefSeq and is a predicted model, not a curated record. Gene Ontology annotation, biological process: GPI anchor biosynthetic process. Gene Ontology annotation, cellular component: endoplasmic reticulum membrane. The transcript is spliced from 8 exons. The coding region runs from base 1453 to 6732 and encodes 1759 amino acids.
CAGCGCGCGCGGUCACGCCUUUGUCGGAGGUUCGGCCCCGCUGGCAGUGGUAUGUGCAUACCGAGAAAAGCCCCCUUUUCCCGCACGUUUCUCCAGUUUUCGUUUCCUCCAUUUCUCACACACGCACAGAUGCCCAUGGAGUGGAGGGAUCAGCAAGCGUCGGUGCCUUUCAGAGCCGUCGAGCAGACUCGUGCUGUCCCUUGGACUCGCGUGGGUGAUUCUGCUUGUUCCUCCACCCAAAUCGAGCUCCGCUGCUCAAGAUACUUGGCGUUUUUGGAAUUGAAGCCGACACACCACGGUUUCCCUGGUUUGUCUGCUCAGGUUCUUCUCUGGCGAAAAACGUCUGCACUCUCGUCUCUUCGCCGCCUCGGCCUCUCCAAGGGGGCACCGGGAUCUACGCAGUUCAGCAGACGGAUGCUGAGAUGAUGUCGCUCGGUUGGUUUGUUGAAAUCGCACCUUUGUCAUUUUCGAGGGGAGAGCGGACAUACGUUUGCGCUGGUUGUCUCCACGUGAAACGAUGUGCUUUCUUGCAAAGUCUCUGCGUCCCUUCUUUUGUGGCGCGUUUGUCGUAGACUUCGUCGAGCACCCUCGCGAUACACUUUAUACGCGUCUCCUUCCAAAACCUCCCCGUGUUUUCUGAAAUUGCUCUCAUACCUGUUCUAUUAGACGACCUCAAAUGAGGACUCGUCGGGAUCGGAGUCAACGUGUAGAUACCUUCGUCUCGAGUCUGUGAGGAGGGGCAGCUACGCUGUGACCCGACAUCGCGCCCAGUAAAUGAAUGCUCAGUGGUGCGGAACCUCCGGAUCGGAAGUCCGUCCAUGUGUCUGUUUAUAUUUUCUGUUUUUGUGCCGAUAGGUAAUGCCACAGGUUCUUAAGUCUACACCUACGUGCAUGUAUCUGUGUACAGAGCUAGUCAAGAGCACGUAGGUAUAGCUGUUCGUGCAUAGUGUCUCGAUGUAAGCGUUUCCGCGCUGCUCGUUUUUGCUACUUGCGCGGCCACACAAUUGCAGCGAAUGAGGUCCUGUGGAACACCCGAGAAGAGGGAUGAGUCUCUUGCUAAGACUCUGAGGAGACUGAGGACAGUGGGAAGUGGAGGGACAGUUCGCUUCUCGGGACGAAUCCGCCCGUACCCCUUCCAAAGAGCCGUUUUGACGAUGCGGUUCGCUUCCUUUUUAGACCGAAAGUGUUCGCUUCCUCUCCGUCUUCUCGCCGUCCUCUCUCUCACUUCCUCACCUUAGACGUUCUCCUCGAAAACUCGCGACCACGUUUCUCUGCGGCCACCAGCUUGUCAGUGACAGGUCGCUUCUUCUUUGCAUCUCUUCAUCUGCACACCUCUGUGAGCGACGUCCCGCUGCUGCCCGCCUCUGCUGCGUCUGGUCCUCUCUGUCAUUUUCUGCUCUGCCCGCCUUUGUCGCCUGCUCUGGGUGCACCUUCUCCAUUCUCUUUGUCGCCAUGAGGCGCCGGGGUCGCUACCGGCCUCCGGGGGAGUUGCUGAUGAGGGUACCUCUGUUUCUGCUCUUCGGCAUCGGCUUCCUCCUCGCGGCGGGGACGUUCUUCUUCUUGAAGGGAUUUUUUCUCUCCAGAGUCGAGCUCGGCGUGUUCUCCUCUGCCUCGGAGUUGCCGUUUCCUCUUCUCUUUCCGCAUCUGCACCCGACUGCGGAGGCCAGGCCCCCAGCCACAGCCCAGGAGCCUCCUGCGACAGCGCGAGAACGCGUCGGAGGCACCCAGGCGCGACAAGCAGACGGGGAUCGAAGGCGUGCAGCCUCGGCGGAGUCUUCUCUGCCCUCCAGAGGUCCUGCCGCUUCUGCCAAUCCCCCCGCUCCCGGAGCGCCCUCCAGUUCUUGGGUCUCUGUAUAUCCGUACGAACGACUUCUCCUCAUCCUCGUAGACGCCCUGCGCUUCGACUUCGCGUGGUGGGAACCAGGGAAGAGGCCAGUCCCGCUGCCUCCGCAUCUGAAGACUCCUCGCUUUUCUUUGACGCCGUGGCGAGACCGCGGCUCGGCCUCCACUUCCCCCUCUCCUUCCCCUGACUCUGCUGCAGCCCCACAGGUGGAGAAGGCGCCGUGGACGCAGCCGAGGGACUUGAGCUUCUUCUCCGAGUUCUUCGGCGAGGUGGACAGACACCUAGAAGACUCAACGAACUCCAGUGUCGAGACCCCCGAGGCUCCCCCCCACCACAACUACAUGCCCUUUCUCCACUUUCUUCUCGCUCACGAUCGCCACCUCGUCUCGACUUCACCCUUCUCUUCCCGCCUUUUCAUUUUCGAGGCUGACGCGCCGACAGCCACCACACAAAGACUGAAAGCCCUCGGAUCUGGAACGGUGCCCACAUUCUUCGAGAUCCGCGAAUCCUUUGACUCGUCUCGAAUGACUGAGGACAGUCUGCUGUGGCAGCUGCGCAACAGCGGCAGAGCGUCGGUGGCACUCGGUGACGAGACAUGGGAAAGCCUCUAUGGCCACUUGCUGACCGAGUCGCGUUGCUCGCCGUCCUUCGACAUCCACGACAUCCACACGGUCGACGAAGGCGUGCUCCGGAACCUGGGUGGGUUCCUCCCCUACGCGGAAACCCAGUGUUGCCCAUCAACUGACCUCAACUGCAAAGGACCCGCCGAAGGUUCUGCUGCUUCUUCCACGUCUUCCUCCCCCGUUUCCUCUGUCUCCGGCGUUUCGCCUGUGCACUGGUCGUUUGUGGUCGGGCAUACCCUGGGCGUCGACCAUGUAGGACACAAAGCUGAAGUUCGCAGUCCGCUGCUGAGCGCCAAGCUCAGGCAGAUGGAUCGCCUCAUUCUGAAUUUGGUGAUACAUCUGCUCGAGCAGUCUGCAGACGAGUGUGGCUCUGCAAAGGCGCGUAAACAGCAAGGCACACCUGUCUCAGUCCCUGCUUCCCCGUCUUCUUCUCCGUCUUCGUCAUCUAGUGGAGGUUCCUUGGAUGCUGCCUCGACACCUGCCGUCAACCGAACUCUUCUGAUGGUCAUGGGAGACCACGGCAUGACUGAUGAUGGAGCCCAUGGAGGCGCGCUGAACGAGGAAAUCGACGCAGCUCUCUUUGUCUUUUCGCUGCUUCCCUUCUCGUUCACCACCGCGGAUGUGGACAACUUCGGCUCUCCUCUCCCGCUGUUCCCAACGCCGCUUCCACCCUACAUCCGGCACCACUCCGCAGUUUCCUCCGUGUCUUCGGUUUCCUCUUCUGUCGACUCGACCUCGUCUCCUGCAUAUCGACCGAGGCGGAUUCGGCAGGUCGACUGGACGUCCACUGUUGCUCUUCUUCUCGGUCUCCCCAUUCCCUUUUCCUCCCUUGGCUCGCUGAUCCCCGACAUUGUUCCGUCGCUCUCCUCUUUCGUACCCGCGUGCGGUGCCCUCGCCUCAAACGCGUCUUCCUCUUCUCCUCCACCUUCAUCUUUACCUUCUUCUGCUUCUCUGCACACAUCGCUCGCGUUUCGUUGCAACGACAUGUUCUACCUGGUGCAACUGCAGCACAUUGUGGCCUGGAAUCAGCGACGGGCGAUCGACGCGUACGUGGAAACCACCAACUGCAGAGCGGUGGUCGACGAUGGCCGCGUGCGCCGUUCCUGGACGCAUCUUUCUGAGCUGUUUCGGCGUCUCCAGAGUCUCCUCGCGCGUCUUCCUCCCUCUUUCAAACGCCGCCUGACUAUGCAAACAGAGGACAUCUCGGGUGUUAACGAGGGACCAGGUCGCGAAGGCAACGGACUGUCCACGAACGGCUCCAGGCCGUUCGACGAUGAAAGGUGGACCGAUAAAGCAGAAAGUCAGAAUGACCCUUCAUCCCCUCCCCUGGCUGCGUCUUCUGUGGACGGACUGGUUGCUGAGAUACUGCCGGUCGCGUCUGCGUACGCGCGUGCAUGCGCGGAGUUUUCGCGUGCCGUCUUCGAUGCCAGCAAAGUCCAGUUUUCGACGUUCGACAAGUAUCUGAUCUUCAUGGGUAUUUUGGUGUGCAUUGCAGCUGUUGUCGUUCUCCAGUGGCUGCUUCGUCUGCACGAAAAGAACGAAACCGCCGGAGAGCCGAGCGCACAAACAGGCACUCCCCUAAACGCAGAUCCUCGUCCUCGGGGAGGCUUCAUAGGGCAGCCUGCGCCGAGGAGUGAAGUGGCGGCACAGGCUGCAGAGCGAAGCGUAGAGAGCGGCGGGGACGCCCGCACUGAUCCUCAGAAUGGGCUGUCGGGAUCAGGCAAGAAAUGCGAGGCGGGGGAAAAAGAAAUACACACAACAGACGAAGAAGCAGCGCUUCUGUGCGCCACCUCACCGAAUAUUCAAAAAUCCUCCGGUGCGAGUUUCCCAGCAACUUCGCCUUGUCAUGCAGCGCUCGCGAGCCCUAGAAGCUCGGGUGUGUACUUGUCUGUCUUUUCGUGGUGGAGGAAAAUCGCGAACUUCUACGGAACCUUCGUGGUCGGGCCGGUUCUCGCCAUCGUCGUCUACAGCGACUGCUACUGCAUGCGCGAGCACGCAGCCGUCCGCUUCCUUCUGUCACUUGCGGUCGCGGCUGUCGGCGUCAGUCUCUUCCUCGCGACUCAGGCGUUGGGCUCCACGACCGCGGUCCACCAGCCAGAGGGGGCACAGAGCUGUAGCGAGCCACCGCUCGAGGGCGAGCAGACAGCGAGGCUCGAGCCGAAGAAAGGGGGACAGGCCUCAAGGCGACAGAGACUGAGAGCCGAGAAGGUAGCACAGGACGACGGAUUCAGAGGGCAGCGACGGCGACUACGCGAGAAUAUGUUCAAAACGCUGCUUUUGUUGGUUCUGCUACGAGUUGACGGCCUCGUCGACCCUCUCGAAGCGCUGCCGGGAUCUCAGCCUGCACCGAUUGUCAUGGACUCUGCGUUGCUCUCUUCCUUUCUCGUUUUCCUCUGUUUCCACUUUCUUACCUCUCCGUUCCUCAAAUCAAAAGCUUCUUCCUCUCCCUCCGCUUCUUCCUCUUCUUCCUCUUCUUCCUCUCUCUCUAUCUCCGCUUCUGCGUCUUCGUUUCGCAGCCAGGUGUCUGCAGCGAUUGCCCGCGACGCCUUCUUGUCGCUGACUUCAUCUGUGGUCCAGUGGAGUUUUCGGAUUCAGUGUUUUGCGCUUUCUCUCUACUUUUUCUGCCAAGUGCUGACGAGCUCGAGCUCUUCGUUUGCGUCUGCUCGCGAUCCGGCCAUCGCUCUCUGGCCGUGGGCUGACCUCUCUAGCAGCUUCUUCUCUUCGGAGCUGCCUUUCUUUCUCUCUUGUUCUCUGCUCUCCGGGAUCUUCGCGCCAGUCUUCGCAGUGCCAGCCUUCUUCUUCGCGCUGCUUCGCUCGCUGCACUCCUGGGCAGGCGCCUGUCUCUCCUGGAUGUUCCCGCUGUGCGUCGGCUGGGGCGGGAGAGGGUCUAGCGAACUUGCAGGCUGGGUGGCGCGCCUCUUGGAAGUGGAAAAGAUGCUUUUCACCUCGAAGGGAAACGCGAGACUUCUCGAACGCAGCCUGCGUGCGUCGGCGCUCGAGCACCUCCGCGACCUCGCCCACCACCUCGUGCGUCUUCUUCCGCGUCUCGUCUUUUUGCUCACUGUUUUGACCACCGGGUAUGCACUCGCGUCCUCGACGGUCUUCGCUCUUCCUUUCUCGAGUCGACUGCGUUGUCGAAAACGCAGCGACGAGACUGAGAAACCGGGGUCCCCUACCCAGAGAGAAUGGGUCGCGAAGCGCGGUUCACUGCCGCCCACAGGCGCCGAGCAAGCAGUCGCCACCGUCGUGCGGUGCCUCUACACUGUGAUCUGUGGCCUCCUUCCAUCCUUCAUGGUUCUUUUGGGAACAGCGAGGAUCUUUCCGCUCUUCAUCACUCUCGCAGAGGCGGCGCUGCUUCUCGACCUUCUCGUCGCGGAGUUCUAUUUGCCUGCGGACCAGACGGCGCGAACGCGACUCGCGGUCCAGAAUGAAUGCCGCAUGUGUCGUCUCGCCCGCAGUAGCUUUCCGGAGUCUUCGUCGCCAUUCUCGGCUCUGCGCGUGACUCCAUCGUCUUCGUCAGGGGAGGAAGAUUCGCAGCCGCCUCCCAGUGAGGCGGCUGCGUCCACCGGUCCCCGCCGCCCCUUCGCUUCCUCACUCUUCCUCGUUCCGGACGGACUUCUUUCAGCCUCCCUCGUCCUCAUGACUUUCCACGUCUUCUCCAUCACCGGCCACCGAAUGACGUUCAACGACAUUCCGGUCGAAGCUGCGUUCGUCGGCCUCACGUCCUUCCACUCCGUCUACUCAAUCGUCCUCACUUUCCUCCACGUCUUCUUCCCCUUCCUGCUUCUUCCUCUCGUCUUGGCGGUCCUCGUCGCGCUCCGCUUCUCCCAUGAGGCGCACGCAACCUCUCAGUCUCGGCCUCCAUUGAAGGCCUGCGAGGCCGACCAGACACACGGCCAGAGGGGCGCCGCGGAGGAGUCGCAAGCCGGCGAAGCACAUGCGAGGGACCCGGACAAAGACCGACAAGGAGAGGCGUCUUUGUUGGCACAGGCGAACACAGCUGACGAGGGCCGCAAGCUAGAACUACAGGCGCUCUCCCUCGACUUUUCGCGCUUCGCUGUCGGGCUGAUUUUAUUUGCAGCUGUCCGUCACGCCAAUUGGAUGAUAUCGCUCUUCAUCCUUCGGCGGCAUUUGAUGGUCUGGUCCGUCUUCGCUCCCAAAUUCCUCUACGACGCCCAGGGACUCUUCACUGUGCACUUUGUUGUGUGUCUCUGCGCUGUCUUCGUUGGCGCCGUUGUUCGCAAAUGUCAAAGCCUGAAUCCCUAGACCCUAAAAGGGAGAAGCUGACGAGCGACGCGGGGACAGUUUGCCGAUCCCAAGCGGAUCUUCAGUGCUCAGCGGUUCCCGCGAGGGUGGCAGCUCGAGACCCACACACAGCGCUUUUUAUGUGCGCAUGCACUACUGACAAAGGCGCCUGCUGCGCCUGCAAAGGGACGUUUUUGGAGAAACGCAACUUCGGAAGGACGAGAUCCUCCUGGUUCCUUCUGGAGUCAUGUGUUCACACUGUCCUCUCCACAGUUGAUUUUUGUCAAAUUGUGCGUGUCCGAGCGACAUCCAUUUCAAUAGGUACAUCGCUGAACUCCCUCACCGGUCGCGCGUUUGUGUUGCGCGGUUGCGCGGUCGAGUUUUUCUCGAUUGCCGUCUCGCCAGGGUGUUUUUUUUCAAGUGGAUGUCUGAGCAUUUCAGUUUUCGCCGUCUGUUGCCACUCGUGAGGCGGCGGUAUUUGGCAGCUGUCGCUGUGGUUCGUGUCGUCGCUGGUGGCAGGCUCGUGUGUUGCCGUUCUGCCCCUAGGUGUAUCACAGUUCCUUCCCCUUGUUCUUGUGCGUGCCUCGCCUUCUUUUCUUUCACCUCCAUUUCUUCUCUUGGCGACCGUUUCUUCCCCGGUUUUCCCCGCCGCUGCUCUUCCCUUAGUGCCAUUUCUCUCGCAGACCGACCGCCUAGUUGCACGGACGUACAGUUACAUCUACCUGCAACUCGGCUGAAAAAUAGGCC